This is a messenger RNA of Brienomyrus brachyistius, 1415 nucleotides long. RefSeq names its product retinol dehydrogenase 14a (gene rdh14a). The record is from RefSeq and is a predicted model, not a curated record. The coding region runs from base 131 to 991 and encodes 286 amino acids. The transcript has 2 exons. Lineage: Eukaryota; Metazoa; Chordata; Actinopteri; Osteoglossiformes; Mormyridae.
CCCCCACGGCGUUCUAUUGCUAAAGACGUAGCUGUUUCGCUUUGAUGUCCGCCGCGGUAUUUGCGGCCACCGAGCCGGGCGGCAGGCUGCUGUUUUUUGACGGACACUCUCCAACAGCUCUCACGUCGAGAUGAUGCGCGGAAAAACCGUAAUAAUCACCGGAGCCAACAGCGGCAUCGGUCGGGCGACGGCGACCGAGCUGCUGAGAAUGCAGGCCCGAGUGAUCAUGGCGUGCCGGGACUGGCAGAGGGCCGAGGAGGCGGCGCGGGACAUGCAAAGGGAGGCCGGGCCGGAUGGGGGGCAGCUGGUGGUGAGACAGCUGGAUCUGGCCUCUCUCGAGUCGGUGCGGCGUUUCUGCGCGGAGAUCAGUAAGGAGGAGGCCCGGGUUGACGUGCUGAUCAACAACGCCGGGGUCUACCAAUGCCCCUACACCAAGACCGAGGACGGCUUCGAGAUGCAGUUCGGCGUCAACCACCUGGGCCACUUCCUGCUCUCGGUGCUCCUGCUGGACCUGCUGAAGAAGUCGGCACCCAGCCGCAUCAUCGUUGUCUCCUCCAAGCUGUACAAGGGCGGUGAGAUCAACUUCGAGGACCUGAACAGCGAGGGCAGGUACGAUCGGGCCUUUGCCUACAGCCGCAGCAAGCUGGCCAACCUGCUCUUCACGGUGGAGCUGGCCAAGAGGCUGGAGGAUACGGGGGUGACCGUCAACGCUCUGACGCCGGGCAUCGUCCGCACCAACCUGGGCAGGCAUGUCAGCGUGCCUCUGCUGGCCAGGCCCCUGCUCAAGCUAGCCUCCCUGGUCUUCUUCAAGUCUCCCCUGGAAGGCGCCCAGACCUCCGUCUACCUGGCCUGCUCCCCUGACGUGGAGGGCGUCCAGGGCAAGUGUUUCGCUGACUGCAGAGAGCAGGACCUGCUGCCCAAGGCGACCGACGAGGAUCUGGCCGGCAAGCUGUGGGACAUCAGUGAGGUUAUGGUUGGCCUGACUCAGUGAGGUCCCUCUGUGCUGGAGGCGUUCACUGGCUUGCGAGUGAAGCACUGCCUUUUAUCACAGGAGGUCACACUCGCCGUUUGUGUUAUGAAGUGAAAAGCUUGCUGGUAAUUGUGUUCUGAAAUCCGUGCUUUGACAGCUCCUGCUGACUCGCUUUACACUCUAACAGCGCGGUGACCUCUCCAGAGAGCCUAAGCAGCCCGACGCGGCCGGCAGGGGAAAGGCCGUCACGUCGCCCAUUAGGAAUGAAGCUUUUUUUCAGUGUUGGCCGUUGAAACGGCUUGAAUUGAUGGCGGUUGUCAAAUGUGCUCUUGAAAUAGCAACUUGCACGCUGAUGUCACUUUUGAGGUGAGUGGUCGGUGAAUUGCGUUUAAAUGUUAAUAUGCAUUGGUUUUUAUUUGCACAAAUAAACGUGAUUUUUAUGUUU